Rotaria socialis is the source of this 5892-nucleotide messenger RNA. NCBI's taxonomy places the organism in Eukaryota, Metazoa, Rotifera, Eurotatoria, Philodinida, Philodinidae. The record is from the annotation of a GenBank genome assembly.
GGUAUAGUAUUUUAAUCAACCCUUUUUAGACUGAGUUUCGAAGGUUAUAUGAGAACGUUUAUGUAAAUUAUCAACCCUUUUCAGGGGUUUAUGAAAGUGCAACGUGUCGCAAUCCCUUUAAACAUUUAUGAAUGUGAUCAACCCUUCAAUAAACCUUCCAGAAAAAAUAUUUAACGAUAAUAAAAUCCGUACUAAGCCCUUUUUAGAGGGUUUAUAACAGGGUUUAUGACUCGUUGAUAAACGGUUGAAAAUGGUUUGCGACACGUUGCACUUUCAUAAACCCUUUUUUCGUUUAUUAUUCUACGGUUUUUUUUACAGUGUAGUGUUACUUUAAACUUUAAAACUUUAUAAAAGUAUUUUCGAAGUUAAAUUACCACCCAUAAUUACACGCACAUUAUUCUAGUUCUUUUUUUUACAGGAAAGUUUCAGCGAAUCGUCAAAUAUGCGAUGCACUAAUGAUGGUAUCAGGAGCUUCGACUUGGAAAAGCUGAAACCCUUUAGCUAUCUUUUAGAAUUACUAUCAGCUGCAAUUUUCAAUUUUUUUGAUGGGCUGAGAGAAAUUACGGAGUCACCACUGUAUUACACUUGCUCAUUUUCUAGAUUCACUUUACUUUCAUCACCAUUAAGAAUUAAAAUCUAUUCGUCGGAUAGAAGAAAAUAUAGUUUGCUGCUUGCUUUGUAUGGCUACUACCACAGACCUCUAUACAAUGCCCUCAAAUUCGAAUGAAAAUCCACCUUCAAGGUAUGUACCCUUUUUCUCUCUCGAACAACAAUAGUAAAUUUACAACCUUCAAUGUAAAAUGAAAUACUCAAAUUCCAAAUGAUUCUCAGUCAGUAACAAAGAAGUCACUGUAGAAGGAUUUGAUGCUUUAGUGUGAGACUAAACUGAAUGCCCUUUACCAGCAGACAUAAUCCCCACAUCGGCAUUCACAGCGUGAAUCAGAGAGGACCAUAUACACCCACUAUUUGAUUCCUUAAAGGUCAGGUAAAUAACUUUCUCAUAAAAGUCACAAAAUGCAUGAAAUAGAAGCCCUGUUCAAAUUCAUAGUUAUCCUUAAUGCUUUUUGACAACCCGUCAUAUGUAACUUAAUAUACUGUCGGUUCGAUCGGCGAUAGUUAUUGAUUCUUCUACGGCAUUUUUCAUCAACUCUUGGCAUAAUUGAUUGUUUUCAUGAGUUCUUCCGCGCGUCAUCUUGAUCGCUAAUCUUACGAUUGUCCGGUAGCAUUGAAGAAGUUCGUAUUUUUCUAGGAAGAGUUCAUCAGCACAACGUGUAAAAACCUACAAGGAGUUCUGUGAAUAUUAUUAACUUUUGCAUAGUACUAUUAUGUAUCCUUUUACAUGAUUUAUCAAUGAGUUUAUCCAGAUGUCUUAGUCAAUAAAACAGAUUCUUGAAAUGGUGCGCUAUAUAAGCACUACUAGACGCUCAUUCUAUGACAUUUCUACGUUUUUAUUAACUGAAAUUUCUCAAAUAAAAGCUAAUUUCUAAAUAAAGAAACUAAAAUGGCUAGAAGGAAUAAAACAAAUCAAAUGUGAGUGUAUAAAAAUUGUAGCUAUAAUUUUUUAUUUUAGUUUUUCUCAACGAAAGAGAAAAACAAGUACUGGAGCAAUGGAUGGGAAUAGAAAAUGUACAAGUAAGUCGAGUAAAACUUUUUAUAAGAAGAAAGCGACGCUCAUCUCUAUUAGAAGACAUCGACGACCAGCUAAAUACUGCACUUCUGCUGCAAUGCCUGAAAGGCCAAGACGGUUUAUAUGAAUUGCAUACACAUCUUUUGGGCAUGGGUAACAUUUCAUUCUGGAUUCAGGAUAUUCUAAUUGAUCGAGCAAAAUUACCUACUCAAAAUGAUUUUAUUAACGACGAUUCUUUUAGAUGUCGAUUAGGGCCCCUUGUGUGGAAUACAAAGGAAAAAUGUUUUAUUGAUCGAACCACGACCCUAAAGCUAUUUGAUGAACUUCGUUCGUCGUAUGAUUCAGAUCCAGAAAAAUAUAACUGUGAUGAACCUUUCAAAGGCAUGAUGUCUGACGAGUUCCACGAACAGAUGAAGCAUCACGAACUGAAUUUCCAGGACAAGGACAAGGACAAGGUCAAGGACAAUUUUUCAUAUGAUGUUGUUUUUUCCUUAGAAAAUCUUGCUAAAGGGCUAGGAUUAGAAGCAAGUGAGCCAAGAGAUAGGAUUCAAGCAGCAGUGGAAGAAAAACUAGGCAUCCAUACAAGAAGUGAUUGGGUAGAACAUGUGUUUUUCAAGAACUGGAUCAUAUUCAAUGCAAGAGAACAAAAAUUACAAAUAGUGUAUGGUAUUCAAGCUGAAGAACUACGUAUGCUUAUUGGGGGAGAUAAACCGAUUGAUCAAAUAAUCCAACCAGCACAACGGGAUGCUCGAGCACACAUUAUAAAUGCAUUUUCAAUGAUGAAUGCAGAUGGUAGCGAGCCCUGUUCAGUAGACUUUCAUUCGUUUCGUGGUGCAUUUACACCGGAAUUCUACCCUAGACGGUAUGCUUUAAAAGACUCAAUGUAUAGCCAGCGGCUUGAUAUAUUGGCAUAUCUAUUGUGGCAUGUUCUUCAUCGUUACGACAUAUGUUUACCGCCAGUGACGUAUUGUGAAUUUUCAGUUGGUUGUCGUGAUUUAAGUCGCCCUUGGGUAGUUGAUAUCUUAUCUACAUUUACUGACAUUGAAAAUUUACGUAGUACAUUUAAAGAAUUUAUCGAUAUAAAUUUCCCAUGGCUUAAACCGCGCGGUUUUGAAAAACGUAUUGUUUAUCGAUUUUUGGCAGGUUUUAAGCGCGAAACACCACCAGUCAGUAAUGCAUAUUCAGAUGACAAGCCCACAACAUUAUUUUUUGAGGUACCGCAUUAUGCGAUUCAUAUUAUGCUCAAAGAAUUUUAUCAGAGUGAUCAGGAGAAACCAACUAUUAUAUUCACCGAACAAGUACAGCGACUUCUGGAAAUGAAGAAGGAAGCCGAAACCAUUCCAUAUUUUUUUGACUUGGUUGUUGGCUUAGACUUAUGUGGUGAUGAACUUGGACAUCCAUAUUGCCCUUUUAUAGCCUUUGAGUUCAUCAAGUUUGUCAAAGAAGCUCGAGGCACAAACCCCAAGUUUGUCGAAGAAGCUCGAGGCACAAACCCCAAUUUUGGCAUACGUAUUCAUGCUGGUGAAAAUGUACCUUUCAUUCGUCCUGAAUUGCCUGGUUAUCGUCUAUUUGUUGCGCAUAUGUAUAUUCUUUACCGUUGCAUUGACUUUCUGAACAAGAAGUUAAAGUCACACAUUCGUGUCGGCCAUGGGGUGGCUUUUGAUAAAUUGUUAUCUAUCAAAAAUCAUAAGUAUCGAAAAUCUAGUGUACUUGUGGCGGAAAUGCAAAGAAAUGCUAAGUCAGUAUUUGCAGAAGUUCCUUUUGAGGUAAAUAUAACCAGUAAUUUUUAUCUUCUUGGUGAUGCUGUUAGAAAUGUAGAAAAGGAAAAGCCUUUAUCUUACUUAUACGAUAUUCAUGUUCCAGUCGUUCUAUCCACUGAUAACGACGGAAUAUGGCCCAUUGAUAAGUGCACAUUAGGACACCAAUCACAUCAUUCUUUAGCAGCUGAGUAUUGCCGCGCAAUUACUACUCGCUUUAUUACGGAAGAAAAUCAAUUAGAAGAUAUAGUUCGGAAUCCAAAGCGCUUCUGCUUUGAUAAAAACCUUAAUACAAAGAACAGUAACCAAUUAAAUAUAUCUAAAAAGGAGAACAGCACAGAUAGUCCUUAUUUCCCUACUGACGUCAUUGCACAUCCAGACAUUAUACAUAUGCUUGUCAAGCUGUACCAACGUGCCAAGAAGAAAACCGAUUUUAACUUCGAAACGUAUGUCUAUAUGUGUGCCCCAGGAACAUUUUCUGAAGUGGAAAACAGCGCUAAUAAUGUUAAAGAUUAUUAUGAAGUUACGAUGCGCAUUUUAAUGGCAUGCUUCUAUUUAACGCGUUCGUCUUGUUACACAAAAUUUGAGAACGAAUAUAAAGAAGUAUUUCACGACUCUCCUGAUUUUAGUCAGUCGAACUGUGAAAAAAUUUAUUAUGCAUGUGCAAAUGUACAUUCGCAACUAAUGAAUGAUACACCUGGGGAAGGCGCAAGCAUGCAAAUCAUGGUUGGCGAACACCAUUACUUAUUUUGCUCUGAAAUACCAGAUAAUCGUAAAGGUACCCCCGAUUUCUUAUUAACUACUAUAGAAAACUUCAUCAGAAAAUUCACUGAGCCGGCCACAAUAUUCAGUUUUCUUCCAAAUAUUGAUGAAAAUAAUCCAAAAAUAAAGAAGUAUCUGGAAAAUAUUGGUCGAAUUAUCGGAGAAAAAGAAAUCAAAAUUUUUAUUCAUACAAACACUAAAAAACAUAUAGUUUUCCCAACUCUUAAAAGUGGGACAAUACUUAUUAACCCUCAACCUGAAAAACGCACGGAUGCAAAUCUAGAAGAAAUUGAACGUAUACUACUCUAUGCCGUUUGCCCACAUGGUAGUGUAGCAACAUCUGCUUUACAUUUCAUUGCAAAGCACAUCCGUAAAAAAGAUUUUAGUAUCGAACCACAACACGUAAAUCUUCGCUCACUUAUUAUUCCUUUUCUACCAUUGCAUUUUGGCUAUCGAAAGCCAAAUGAAAACGAGAGUAUUAAGACGAAAAAAAGUUUUCUAAAAGAGUAUGGUCUAACUAAUACAGAACUUGCCAAAAGCGAAAGAAUGAAUAUUGAAAAGGAUCCGAUCUGCAAAACAUUAUAUGACCCAAAAUAUAAUUUACUUUGUACAGAUGUUCGAUUUGCCAAACAGAUAGAGACAUCAGAUUUAAUCGAGAAAAUAAACGAAGACAAUACAAAAUUUCUUGAAAUUUUAAAGAUUUUACAUAAAUCGCUUAAAGACUUCAACAUGAGGCCUCGCUCGUUUGUUAUACUGGAAAAUAUAAAAGAAUAUAAAGAUUAUAAGAAAGAUUUUGAAAAUCCUGAUAAGAUUGCAAUUCCUAUUAUUCAAAUCAAAAAUAAGUUUCUCAUUUGCAGUGGUAUAAAUUUUUUCGAAAAAAGCUAUGAAAACCCAGCACGUCUUCUUUGGUCUUUAGCUGUAGGUUGGAAUCCACCUUUAAGCGAUGGGAACAAUCCAUAUGAGUAUCCAUAUAGUCAGUGGGUUAAAUCAAUAAUUGAGAUUGGUAGAAAGAGCCUAAACAAAGAAUUUGGCCUCAAUACAUGGGAAAACUUCGUAGCUGACGUUCUAUGCGAUGCAGAUAAACGAGCAUGGUACAUGUUAACUGUGGACUACUGGUGUGAUGUUAUCGAGACUGCUUUUGGUCCAGAAAAAAGCGUAGAUAAAUUCGUGAAAUUCCUAAAGGCAGAAAAAAAACACACCCGUUUUAAAGAGUUACUAGAGGAUUCCAACCGUCAUAGAAUUGGGAACAUUUGGCAAACAGAUCUUCAACGUUUACCAUUAACUGGUAAUCCAUAUGAUCAAAUGGCUAGUACAGCACAUACAAAUCGUGUUCGUGAUGUACGUGCUAGUUAUGAUGGACAAUAUUUAUUUACAAGUGAUCAAGCACAAUUGGGUGGAAAAGAUUUAAUAUCAUUUUAUAAAUUAUUAGAAGGUGGAAGAGAAGGAGAAAUUUUUAAAGAAAUGAAAGAUUUAUUUUAUUAUAGCCAAUUAAGAUUUCAAGAUAUAUAUCGAUAUGAUCGUCGUGAAGUAACACCAAAAAUUCCAUCAAGUAAAAUAUCAUUUGUUAUGAGACCAUUAGUUUAUGUAAAUCAUCGACUAGCAUUUGGUCUUAAUCCAGCUGAUCUUAAUUAUGCAUUUAAUGUUCUUUCCGAUCAAUUAAAUCCGGAAGAUGGUCAAUCACAAAUUAAUCAUGAAAAUCUUUUAUUUCUUUUACAACAAUAUGGUGAACAUAUGAAUGAUUAUUAA